This is a messenger RNA of Drosophila innubila, 1857 nucleotides long. It is a transcript of the gene Tbce, whose product is annotated as tubulin-specific chaperone E. Bases 205 to 1776 code for a protein of 523 amino acids. The record is from RefSeq and is a predicted model, not a curated record. NCBI's taxonomy places the organism in Eukaryota, Metazoa, Arthropoda, Insecta, Diptera, Drosophilidae. The transcript has 5 exons.
AUUAAAGUAUUCGUCAUUUCGUUACAAAAUUAAAGCUAAAAUUAAUUGCAAGCUAAAUAUAAACAAUGUGUAUGUGAAUCCGAAUUCUGUACGCUGUUUCCAGUGUGAAACAAAAGCCAGUAUACGAAAAUAAAAAGCGUCCAUACGUUUGUUUAAUAUACACAAAGUAGUUGGCGCUGUGAGACAACAACAACAACAACAACAAUGGUUGGAAUUAUCGAUGAGGCGCAGCUGUUUUAUCCGUUGGGCACACGCAUCAAAAUAGGAAACAAUUAUGGCACCGUCAAAUACGUGGGCGAGGUUUGCAGUCAGACGGGCACUUGGCUGGGCAUCGAGUGGGACGACGGGAUGCGGGGUAAACACAAUGGCAUUGUCGAUGGCAAGCGUUAUUUCCAGACGCAAUUGCCCACAGCUGGCAGCUUCAUAAGACCUGGCAAGCUGGGACCCUGUGCCACCCUGGAAGAUGAGGCACGGGAGCGUUAUCUAAACUAUGACUCGAGCAAUGUGGAUGCUUCUCACAUACGCGAGGCACAGGCUUCAUUUCAGGCAUCUCUGUUCGAGGUCGUCGGCAUGGACAAAAUUGCACGAAAACAGAGUAAAUUCGAGCAACUCUCGGAAGUUAGUGUGGAUGAGACGCCCGUCAAUGCAGCUGGUUACCUGAAGGAUCUGACGCAGCUGACCACGCUUAAUGUGAGUCAUACGCUGAUUUGGAACUGGGAGAUUGUGGCAAGCAUAACGGAGCAGCUGCCCAAGCUCAACAAUUUAAACUUGAGCUUCAAUCGGCUAGUGGUUCCCACAGAAGCACAAGCCAGCAAACUGGAGCCAGCAUUCCGACAGUUGAAGCACAUUAAUUUGGGUAACUGCGGCUACACCGAUUGGAAGGAUGUCAUGCAGACGGCAUUGCUCUGGCCGGACAUUGCAUCUCUGGGCCUGCAGGAGAAUUCUCUAAGUCAGCUGAGUGUCGUGGACUGUGAUCGGAUCUUUAGAAAACUGCGCGAGCUUGAUUUGAGUUGUACGAAACUAAUGGACUUUGAUCAAGUGUGUAAACUGGGUAACAUCCACACCUUGAGGUUGCUCAAUCUCAUGGAGAACGGCAUUGAGCAGCUGCAGUUGCCGGAAUGUGAGCCACAGUCCAAGCUGAACAUGUUUGUAUCAUUGGAGCAGCUCAAUUUGUUGCAUAAUCCCAUUUGGAAUGAGGCUGAUGCAUUCAAUGAACUGGAUAAAUUGCCGCAAUUAAAGCGCUUGAAUAAAACACCACAUCUGAAGUCGAACUUUGAUGAAAUGGUUUCCAGGGCUGUAGCCAGCAUAGCCGGUUUGCAGUUUGUCAAUAAAGCAAAAGUAACCGCCGAGCAGCGACGUGGUGCGGAGUACGAUAUAUGGAAAAAGUAUGCCCUGGAAUGGCUGCAGGCAAUCAAACUGGGCGCAGAUCCUUUGCGAGAGUUCUACAAGAAACAUCGCACAUAUUUGCUGAUUGUCAAUAAAUAUGGAUCACCGGCUGAUUUUGUACCGCGCACUCAAGACAAACAAUCGAAUCUCAUUAAAAUCCGUAUCCUACAUCAGCAAACUGGCGAGAUUUGGGAAAAGAAGUUGCCCCGUAUGAUAACCGUGCAGACAUUGGAAGGACUGAUCAUGAAACGUUUCCACUUAACUGGAGAUACACCGAGACUCUGCUAUAUUGAUGCCAAGCAUCCCGACUUGGUUGUUCAUCUGGAAAAUAACGCUAAAACGCUCGAUUUCUAUUCGGUACAGGAACAGGACACGGUUUUGGUUCAAUAAUACAAUGCGAUUCCAAUAGGACGCCCUUUAUUUGGUAUUUAAUUGUGGUAUUUUAGCUGUAAACAAAUUUGAAAUUCAAAA